CAACGACUUUAACGCUACAACUCUAUAUUCUCUCCAAUAAGCAAAAGCAAAGAAAAAUAAAUUGCAGAGUUUCAGUUCCACUUGUACAUUUUUACUUCGUCUCCACGAACUCCAGAAGAAUUCAUAAUCAAAAACAGGUAAAAAUGGUGUUAUGGGUAUUCGGAUAUGGAUCAUUAAUAUGGAAAGCUGGGUUCAAUUACGAUGAACGAAUUCCUGGAUUCGUUAAGGGUUAUCGCCGUGUUUUUUACCAAGGGAGUACUGAUCACAGAGGAACUCCGGAGUACCCAGGAAGAACAGUCACAUUAGAGCCUGCUCCUGAUGAAAUUUGUUAUGGAGUUGCGUACAAGAUUAACCAGAAGGAGGAUAUUGAAACUGCAAUCACGUAUCUGGAGGUUAGAGAGAAACAAUACGACCAAAAGGUUUAUCUGGAUUUUUAUACGGAUUCAACAGAUUCGUCACCAGCUGUGAGCAGUGUGUUGGUAUAUGUAGCUUCUUCGAAUACAAAGCUUAACAAGAACUACCUGGGUCCUGCACCACUAGAGGAGAUAGCCGAGCAAAUUGUGCGUGCAAAAGGACCGUCAGGACCUAACAGGGACUAUUUGUUUCAACUUGAGCAAGCACUGCUUCAACUAGGAUGCGUGGAUUCCCAUGUAAUGGUUCUUGGCAAGGAAGUGAGACGUAUUCUCUCGAUGUCCAAGGAGGUGACAACUGAGGCCGAGGAGGUCGUGGAGAAUGGCAAUCUGUAAAUGGAAUCGGAAGCAAUUAUUGCGUUGUGGCUAACUAUUGUUCUUCACAUAAUAUUGUUGGAAUGUCCUAUGCUUCGCUCUACGCAUUUAUUCACCUUGGAAGUCAUUUAGACUUGAGAUGCGCGUCUCACGGUGAGACCGUCUCUUACAAGAAUUUGUGUAUUAUGAAACAGUGGGUGGCAUUGAGAAUCCCCAUGAACUUUACAAAUUCAUUUAAAAAGAUAUUAUGUGGACUAUUCGAAGCUACAAGGCUAGAAUAUACUGAGUUUUAUUUAUCUUCCUAUAAGCUAAAGCAAUUACCAAUAAGCCGGUGGCAUUUGCUGAGCCUUCAA
Amaranthus tricolor (Joseph's coat) is the source of this 1078-nucleotide messenger RNA. RefSeq names its product gamma-glutamylcyclotransferase 2-3. Lineage: Eukaryota; Viridiplantae; Streptophyta; Magnoliopsida; Caryophyllales; Amaranthaceae. The record is from RefSeq and is a predicted model, not a curated record. The coding region runs from base 144 to 746 and encodes 200 amino acids. Gene Ontology annotation, biological process: glutathione catabolic process. The transcript is spliced from 8 exons. Gene Ontology annotation, cellular component: cytoplasm. Gene Ontology annotation, molecular function: gamma-glutamylcyclotransferase activity; glutathione specific gamma-glutamylcyclotransferase activity.